Coregonus clupeaformis (lake whitefish) is the source of this 927-nucleotide messenger RNA. RefSeq names its product protein canopy homolog 2-like. The record is from RefSeq and is a predicted model, not a curated record. Gene Ontology annotation, cellular component: endoplasmic reticulum. The transcript has a single exon. Lineage: Eukaryota; Metazoa; Chordata; Actinopteri; Salmoniformes; Salmonidae. The coding region runs from base 66 to 626 and encodes 186 amino acids.
AUUGAACAGCGUGGAAUGAACAUUUCCAAAUCGUUGUAGCGGUGGCUGAAAUUAACAAACAACAGAUGAAGAUGUGGCAUCCCUUGCAAUCACUUCCUCUGUGUGUGCUACUUGCUUUUCUUGUGAGCCACGGCCAAGGAACCAGGCAGGGCCAGGAUCUCAAAUGUGGAGCAUGUAGGGCCAUGGUGGAUGAGAUGGAGUGGGCAAUAUCCCAGGUGGAUCCUAACAAAAUGAUCCAGACCGGGUCCUUUAGAAUCAACCCAGAUGGUAGCCAGUCUAUUAGAGAGGUUCCUCUCGCCCGCUCGGAGGGUAACCUCCUGGAGCUAAUGGAGGAGAUAUGUGAGAAGAUGAAGGAUUACGGGGAACGCUUGGACCCCAUCACCAGCAGGGAGACCUAUGAGAGGGUCACGUCUCGGAACGGCAAACCCAUGGACCUCUCAGAGGCUAAACUGGAUUCCAGAGUCACAUCCAGCCUGAAAUUUGCUUGUGAGACCAUCAUUGAACAACAUGAAGACGAGGUCAUCGAAUUCUUUGCCCAUGAAACGGACAACGUGAAAGACAAACUCUGCAGCAAGAGAACAGACCUUUGCGACCAUGCUCUGCAAAUCCCUCAUGAUGAGCUAUGAUUCCAUCCUGCAGUUCACGCAGCUCAGCUUUACACACAGCUACCUUCCACCACGUUAGUGUGUGGGGAGGUGGAAAUGUAGAACUCAACACACUAGCUCGAUCUGCCCUAUCAAUCACAAGUCAUAGAUGCAAGGUAUAACUUAUUGGGCGACUACUGUUAAGAAAACUCAUGACAUCAACUAUAUUCUCACACAUUUGUGCUUUUGUGCCUCAAUUUAUAUUGUCCUUAUGCAGGUGUGUAUGAUGUGGGUAGAGCACUCUUGUAAUGUGUAUAUUACUACAAUGAAUUCAAAUCAAAUG